UACACUGAACACACCGCGCUCCGAGUUUUUAUUUUCUGACCAGCAGGUUUGCAUAUCUGCUUUGCUGCCAGUUCGGUAUUUGUUACUCUUUUCUUAAUUUUAUAUUUGGAAGCAUGAAGGUAGCGGCUGUGUUUAUAGCUGUUUUGGUAGCCGCAACAAGUUUCUCCGGCUGCAACGGAGCGGCAAAUGGACAAAAAAUAGGAGGGGGAGUAAGGGACCUCGACUUUAACGACGUGAAUUGCCAAAACGGGAUGUCUUCCACAAUGCAGAUGGGAUGCCGUACCUGUGAGCCAACAUGCAGCAGCCCGGUUUCCACCUGCCCAGUGGAUGUACCUAACUGUGAUGUGAAACGCAGCUGCGUCUGCAAGCCAGGAUUGGUACGCACCGCCCUGGGAAAAUGCGUGCCGGUCAGUCAGUGCUCGGCACCAGCGCCGGCAACGACUGCAGCAUCUACUAAGCGGCCGACGGCAGCGCCACCUGCUCCAGGGCCAAGCAACGGGGGAGGAUUAGACCUCGACUUUGACGACGUGAAUUGCCAAAAUGGGAUGUCUUCCACGAUGCAGAUGGGAUGCCCUACCUGUGAGCCAACAUGUAGCAGCCCCGUCUCCACGUGUCCAGUGACUGUACCCAACUGUGAUGUGCAACGCAGCUGCGUCUGCAAGCCAGGAUUGGUGCGCACCGCUCUGGGAAAAUGCGUGCCGGUCAGUCAGUGCUCAGCACCAUCGCCGGCAACUACUGUCCCACCACCUCCUCCUGUCACUUUCCCCCCGGACGAUCCGACUCCAGGGCCGGCCCCCGUGAUGUGCAUGCAUAAUCUGCAUCCCACACUGCAGAUGGGUUGUCCCGCCUGCGAGCCGACCUGCAGCAAGCCCACGCCCUCGUGUCCACUGCGGGGGAACGACUGCCCCGUGAUAAUCAGCUGUGUCUGCAAGGACGGGCUGGUGCGCAACGCCCAGGGAGACUGCGUGAAUCCUAGUGAUUGUCCAGCGGCACCGGCUCCCGAGGCACCUCCCGUGAUCACCUGCUCCCUUACCGGGUUGACCAGUAACCCCAUGCAGCUGGGUUGUCCCGCCUGCGAGCCAACCUGCUCUAACUUCAAACCCACGUGCCCCUUGCUGUGGGGCCCCAACUGUCCCGUGAAGAGCGACUGCGUCUGCCGAGCGGGAACGGUGCGCACCGCGCAGAAUACCUGUGUGAAACCUAGUGAAUGUCCCGGCGUCUCGAUUUUGCGCAAUUUAUCUGCCACAUGUCUGCUCGAUGGCGACGCAGCGGUAAUCGAAGAGACGUCAACGGAUGGCAAAGCCAUACUUAACCUGGCCUUUUUCGGAAUAAACUGCUACACCAACAUGCAGAAGGGUUGUCGCAAUUGUGAGCCGACAUGCAGUAACCGCAACCCCUCCUGCCCACUAACGUGGUCGAGGUGCCCGUCGAGCGACGUUUGCGUCUGCAAACCAGGAUUCAUGCGCAACUCCCAGGGAAGCUGCGUGACGGCUACCCAGUGCAAUAUUCGAGAUACGUCAAAUCCCCCUGUCCCUCUUCCCGUGAUACCGACGCCAGAGUCACCUGUCAACGACACGACACCGGCUCCAGCGUCGUCUUCCUCCGCAAUCUGCGUCCAUGGACUGCAUCCCACGUUGCAGCUGGGCUGUCCCGCCUGCGAGCCGACCUGCAGCAAGCCCACGCCCUCGUGUCCACUGCGGGGGAAUGACUGUCCCGUGAUAGUCAGCUGCGUCUGCAAGGAGGGAUUGGUGCGCACCACCCAGGGAACCUGCGUGCCGGCCAGUCAAUGCCCGCCAUAAUUUGCGGAAGCACUUCGCGCCUGACGUGGCCACUCGACUCGGCUUCACGAAUGAGUAGAGAAAUUAGGAAUUUGCAAACCGUUGACUAGCUUUGCGUUGUGGGGAAUGCCUGCUUUACGGGAAUUGAGCUGCAUUAUUACGGUGUUUGAUAACCG
Molecule: messenger RNA, 1954 nt
Organism: Paramacrobiotus metropolitanus
Lineage: Eukaryota; Metazoa; Tardigrada; Eutardigrada; Parachela; Macrobiotidae
Product: keratin-associated protein 10-4-like
Exons: 6
Coding region: 114-1799 (561 amino acids)
Source: RefSeq, a predicted model, not a curated record